This is a messenger RNA of Peromyscus maniculatus bairdii (prairie deer mouse), 1354 nucleotides long. The record is from RefSeq and is a predicted model, not a curated record. Lineage: Eukaryota; Metazoa; Chordata; Mammalia; Rodentia; Cricetidae.
UGCAUGCCGGGAGCCCGCGGCCGCCUGCCAGGGUGACCGGCCCGGGAGCCCGGUGCUGCUCCCGUGCUGCUAGCAGCACGCGGCUCGGAACCUACCGCAGCUUCGCCUCGCCUGGGGUCUGGGGCUGCUGGAGAGGGUCCCUUUUUUCUUUUUUCUUUUGUCGCACACGCUUUCCGCGAGACGAGGAGCGUUUCGGUGCUUGGCGUUGUAGAAGGUGGUCGUUAAAGGCCCGAGGCAUCGUGGCAGUGAGGCUGAGCCAGAUGGAGUGGUUGCAUGCCUAUAAUCCCUGCACCUGGAGGUUGACGUUGGUAGGAUUGCAGCCUGGACCGUAUAGCAAGAGUCUAUGGAGAAUGUAAGGGGAGCUGUUUCUGUGUGGUUAUGAGUGUACCAGUCAAGGCCUGGAAGCAGGCUUUCCAGAGAAGGAAACAAGACGAGAGAAGUUGGGUCCCUUGUGAAGCUGUAGCCAGAAAAGGUUCAGACCUAGGCGAGGCUGACUUCCACAAAUUAAUCAUCCCUCUCUACCUGCCAACAUCCCGUGUUAGAAGAGUUUGUGGCUGGAGGUGUGACCGUGGGAGAGCUGGCCGGGGAGGGACCCUGCCCAGUCGCUGCUCUGCUCCUGUCUCUUGUCCCCUCCCCUGGCCAUGACAGAGACCCGUGAGCCCACUGAGACUGGAGGCUACGCCAGCUUGGAGGAGGAUGAUGAAGACCUUUCCCCAGGCCCGGAGCAUUCUUCUGACUCUGAAUACACUCUUUCAGAGCCCGACUCUGAGGAGGAGGAAGAGGAAGAGGAGGAAGAGGAGACCACUGACGACCCCGAAUAUGACCCUGGCUAUAAGGUGAAGCAGCGCAUAGGUGGGGGCAGGGGGGGCCCGUCCCGCCGGGCCCCCCGAGCAGCCCAGCCUGCUGGUCCACCUGCACAGCCCUGCCAGCUCUGUGGCCGGUCACCACUGGCAGAGGCCCCGCCGGGUGCCCCGCCCUGCCGACUCUGCUGCCCGACCACAGCAACCCAGGAAGCCCCAGCCCCUGAAGGCAGGGCUCUUGGUGAGGAAGAGGAGGAGCCGUCUCGUACUGGGGAGAGCCGGCCAGCAGGGCGGGAUGGAGAUGAAGACGAGGAGGAGGGGGGUACCUACCACUGUACGGAGUGUGAGGACUCCUUUGACAACCUCGGGGAGCUGCAUGGUCACUUCAUGCUGCAUGCCCGGGGUGAGGUUUAGCCAGGGCCCCCAGGGAGCUGGUGAGGGGGGUGGGAGCAGGGGCUGAGGAAGCUGGAGUGGGGCUGGGUUCUCACCCAUCUGUGUUGUCUUAGCAGUCAUGUGUGAAGGGCAGAAUAAAAGCUGGAUUCCGUGUGUGCUGA